This is a messenger RNA of Eufriesea mexicana, 815 nucleotides long. RefSeq names its product ubiquitin conjugating enzyme lesswright (gene lwr). The transcript is spliced from 5 exons. Lineage: Eukaryota; Metazoa; Arthropoda; Insecta; Hymenoptera; Apidae. The coding region runs from base 139 to 618 and encodes 159 amino acids. The record is from RefSeq and is a predicted model, not a curated record.
CAAAUCCAUAGGUUUUCUGAACACGCACCCUAAUACAAUCGCUUUCACCCUUGUGCGGCUGAGAAUUUGAUGAAAUUCCGGCGCAGAAAGUGCCUAGAAUUCAAAGUUGUGGACUGCUAUUGAUAAGCGUCGUGAUUAAUGUCAGGCAUUGCGAUUGCUAGACUCGCCGAAGAGCGAAAAGCAUGGAGGAAAGAUCAUCCUUUUGGAUUCGUAGCACGACCAGUUAAAAAUCAAGAUGGUACCCUUAACUUGAUGAAUUGGGAAUGUGCAAUACCAGGAAAAAAAUCUACACCAUGGGAGGGUGGCUUAUACAAAUUACGGAUGAUCUUCAAGGAUGAUUAUCCUUCCAGUCCACCAAAGUGUAAAUUUGAGCCACCUUUAUUUCAUCCAAAUGUCUAUCCUUCAGGAACAGUAUGUUUGUCACUCUUAGAUGAAGAGAAAGAUUGGAGACCUGCUAUUACGAUUAAGCAGAUCCUUCUUGGUAUACAAGAUUUAUUAAAUGAACCUAAUGUCAAAGAUCCAGCUCAAGCAGAAGCCUAUACAAUAUACUGUCAAAAUCGCUUGGAGUAUGAGAAACGCGUAAGGGCUCAAGCCAGAGCAAUGGCUCCACAGGAGUAAAACUAUACUAAGUCCCAUUAAAUUCAAAUAUUCCAACUACAUAAAGAGGUUAUCAAUAUCUAUAGCAUAUUCUAAUAAUGAUCUACAUUUCUUAUCUUUUUUAUAAGUAACACUAGUAUAUGAUGUAGCUAAUUUACUAUUAUCUGCAUUUUUGUUCUCGAGACAAAAUUCCUAUGUGUACCCAUAUACUCUCUAUA